Messenger RNA from Lathyrus oleraceus (garden pea), 2598 nucleotides. RefSeq lists its product as uncharacterized. Lineage: Eukaryota; Viridiplantae; Streptophyta; Magnoliopsida; Fabales; Fabaceae. The record is from RefSeq and is a predicted model, not a curated record. Gene Ontology annotation, molecular function: RNA-DNA hybrid ribonuclease activity; nucleic acid binding. The coding region runs from base 1 to 2598 and encodes 865 amino acids. The transcript has 4 exons. Gene Ontology annotation, biological process: DNA integration.
AUGGCAAGAAGCCCAUCAAGCAGACUCCAAGAAGAUUCGCACCAGAACUCCUCACAAAGAUCAAAAAAGAGGUCGAAAGACUUCUUCGUUGCAACUUCAUCAGGACCACAAGCAACCCCUAAGGAUGAGUAUCCAAUGCAUGUGGCAGAGAUGUUGGUGGACUCAGCCGCAGGCUAUGAGUAUCUCAGCAUGCUUGAUGGAUAUUCUGGCUAUAACCGGAUUUUCAUCGCAGAAGAAGAUGCUGGAGAUUUCCUGGGCUUUGUGAUCCACAAAAAGGGGAUAAAAAUCAAUCAGAACAAGACGAAGGCUAUUAUGGAGACCAAAGCACCAUCAACCAAAAAGGAAUUGCAAUCAUUAUUACGAAAGAUAAACUUCCUAAGAAGAUUCAUCUCGAAUUUAAGUGGUCGAACUCAAGCCUUCUCUCCCCUUCUGCGCCUGAAACAAGGCAAGUUCGAAUGGAAUGACGAACACCAAGAGGCAUUCGACAAGAUCAAAUAUUAUCUGACGAAUCCUCCUAUCUCGGCACCACCGUGUGGAAAGAAGCCUAUGAGAUUGUAUAUAUCAGCUUCCGACACUACCAUAGGUAGCAUGUUGGCGCAAGAGAAUGAAGAUGGCGUCAAAAGAGCCAUUUACUACCUUAGUAUGGUUUUAAAUGAUGCAGAAACUAGAUACACUUCAAUAGAAAAGUUGUGUCUUUGUUUGCAUUUCUCUUGUACUAAACUUAAAUAUUAUAUAAAACCUAUUGAUUUAUACGUCUCUUCGCAUUUUGAUGUCAUCAAGUAUAUGUUAUCUAAGCCAAUAAUGCACAGCCGAAUUGGCAAAUGGGCUUUAGCGCUCACUGAAUACUCUUUAACCUUUAUACCUUUAAAGGCAAUGAAGGGACAAAUAGUAUCAGAUUUUAUUAUAAACCAUGCACUGGUCGAAAAUCCUCAAUUUCAAGUUGAGUUGAAACCUUGGAAAUUAUUCUUCGACGGUUCCACUCAUAAGAAUGGAAGUGGGGUUGGGAUAAUGUUAAUUUCUCCUGACAGAAUUCCAACAAAACUCAAAUAUAGAAUUGAAGGUCCCCUUUGUUCCAACAACAUAGCAGAAUAUGAAGCUCUUAUUGCAGGACUAGAGGCUUUGUUGGAAUUGGGGGCAACUAGGGUCGAAAUUAAAGGAGAUUCAGAAUUAGUAAUCAAGCAACUGACGAAGGAGUACAAAUGUAUAAAAGAAAAUUUGAUUAUGUACUUCGUCAUUGCAAAUAGGUUACUCAAAAAAUUCGAAUACGUCGACAUAAAACAUGUCCCUAGAAUAAAAAACCAAGAGGCUAAUGACUUAGCACAAAUAGCCUCAGGGUAUAGAAUUUCAAAAGAAAAGCUAGAAGAGCUUGUCGAAGUAAGAGGAAAGGCAAUGGCUGCCAGAUUAUCUCCGACGGAUUUGGAAAGCACCCAGUUAGGACAUGCUAACAAAGAGGAGUUUGAAGUAUUGGCCAUUGAUACCUUGAUAGAUACAGACUGGAGGAAUCCAAUUAUUAAUUAUCUCAAGGACCCUUCGACAGACACGAAAAGAAAAACCAAGUACAGGGCUCUAUCUUAUAUAUUGAUAGGGAAUGAAUUAUUCAAGAAAACCCCUGAAGGGAUCCUGUUGAAACGCUUAGGAGAAAGCGAAGCUUACUUGGCAUUAUCCAGUGUACACAGUGGAGCUUGUGGAGCAUAUCAGGCAGGCCAUAAGAUGAAAUGGUUGCUUUUCAGAUAUGGAAUGUAUUGGCCCACCAUGUUAAAAGAUUGUAUAAAGUUUGCUAAGGGUUGCCAGGAAUGUCAAAUACAUGCAGGAAUUCAACAUGCUCCUGCAAGCGAACUUCAUACAAUUAUUAAGCCUUGGCCCUUCAGAGGUUGGGCAUUGGAUCUAAUUGGGGAAAUUAUACCCCAUUCAUCCAAAGGUCAAAGAUACAUACUUGUAGGAAUUGACUAUUUCACUAAAUGGGUCGAAGAAGUACCUUUAGUAAAUGUGGAUCAAGAAACUGUUAUCGAAUUCAUUCAAAGGCAAAUUUUAUACAGAUUUGGAAUCCCAGAAAGGAAAAAGCCAAAAAAUUGGCACAAAAAUUUAGACCAAGCACUCUGGGCUUGUCGAACUUCCCCUAAAGAAGCCACUAACACUACACCUUUCCAGCUUACAUUUGGACAUGAUGCAGUACUACCUGUCGAAGUAUACUUACAAUCAGUGAGAAUCCAAAGACAAGGAGAAAUCCCAUCUGAUUUAUACUGGGAAAUGAUGAUAAAUGAGCUGGUGGAUUUGGACGAAGAAAGGUUACAUGCGUUAGAAGUAUUAAGAAGACAGAAGGAGAGGGUAGCAAGGGCAUACAAUAAGAGGGUCAAAGGUAAAACUUUUACUACAAAUGAUUUAGUAUGGAAAGUCAUAUUGCCUAUGGAUCGAAAGAAUAAGGCAUUAGGAAAAUGGUCUCCACAUUGGGAAGGACCUUUUCGAAUUCUAAAAGCCUUUUCAAACAAUGCAUACGAAAUAGAAGAACUAGCAGAGGAUCGAAGGAUCCUAAAAGUAAAUGGAAAAUACUUAAAGAGGUAUAAACCAUUUAUGCACGAAGUUAGAAUCAUAACAGGAUAG